AUGUAUUACCAUUACGAAAUACUCCAUAAAAACUAUGAAGUAAAAUUGGGUGAAACAUUACGCGGCACAGAAAUUGAAAAACAGUUUGAUACAUUAGAAGAAUUGAUGCAAAAUUUAGAAAAUUUACCACCGGAAAUAAAAAAUGAUGUUCGCUUCUUUGGCGGAGGAUUGGUCAACCAUAAUUUCUUUUUCACUCACCUCCUUAAAAAAGAUAACUUAGAAAAAAAAAUCAGCAAUGAACUUUUAGAGGCCAUAAACAACGAAUUUGGGUUAAGCAAAGGAAAAGAACUUCCGCUGGUAGUUUUAGUAGCCGGAAUAGUUCAAGGCGUUUUAUUUUGCAUGGAUGGAUUUGUUUCGGCAUUACUGAAAUCUCCUUUCAACCAAAUGUGUUAUGCUAUUAAUAAAGCAGAGGGAAUAAGUUAUGAAAGAAGGGACCGGAUAAUAACUAAAGCUACCGAGUCAAACGAACAUUGUAAAGAAACCCUAAAGAAAUUUGGGAUACUAACUAUUAGUACAGAGAUAAUUAGAAUUGUUGUUGAAGGAGCUAAACAAGCCGGAGACCAUGAAAAACUCGGCAAUUACUGGUAUUUGCUAAAUAUAAGUUAUCUCAUCCCCUUAGCACUUGCCACCUAUCGAGUUUGA
Ambispora leptoticha is the source of this 642-nucleotide messenger RNA. The record is from the annotation of a GenBank genome assembly. Lineage: Eukaryota; Fungi; Glomeromycota; Glomeromycetes; Archaeosporales; Ambisporaceae.